Manduca sexta (tobacco hornworm) is the source of this 861-nucleotide messenger RNA. RefSeq lists its product as uncharacterized. The record is from RefSeq and is a predicted model, not a curated record. NCBI's taxonomy places the organism in Eukaryota, Metazoa, Arthropoda, Insecta, Lepidoptera, Sphingidae. The transcript is spliced from 7 exons. The coding region runs from base 37 to 810 and encodes 257 amino acids.
AUAAAGUAACACUCUAUAGCUAAAACCGAAACAAGAAUGAAGGCUAUUUGGUUCAAUUUGUUAUUCUUGAUUAUUACCUUUAAAAAUAAUAAUGCAAAACUACCAUCUAUGCAUCCAGUAUUGGUGGCUCGAUCAUCUUUAGAUUGGAUGCCAAGUAGAGUGAAUUCUCUAUAUUCCGAUGUUGGGGCGUGGAGUGGAAAAUUUAGGCCAGUUAUGGACGAAAUUGAAUCAGAUGAAGCCUUGAGAUUCUAUCAAUUUCUUAAUUAUUUAGAUGGAGGAAGUUUUGGUACAGGUCCAAUCGAUGAAUUUGUGGAAGCCAUGUACAGAUUAGCAAAUUAUAUGAAGCAGCAAAAUAGUAGAGAAACUCAAGCAAGAGGUAUGCGGGAACUAGAAGCCAUAAAUGGAGAAAAAGGAAACAGCAUCAAAACUGUUCUAGAAGUAAGCACAUUGAUUAUGAGAAAAAAACGCAAAUUUUUCUGCACCGGCGAAGUUAAGGAACCAAUUGUAAAUAAUAAAAUUAUAUGCAAGGAUAGAAUAUUACUGCCGAUUGCUGGUACCUCUUGUAGAGAUGCGAUAAUGUACUGGCAUCCCGAUCUAACUGAAGAACAUUAUUGCGUCGGGGCCCUUGAAUCAAAGAGUGCAGUACAUAUUAUGGAUAUUGAAGGUGAAAUGUUUUGUAAGGGGGAUGAUUAUUCAAAACGUGAAUAUCUUUUGGCAUGUGACUUUUACGAAGACCAAGAAGCACCCGUAGCUGACUUAUUACAAUAUUACCCCGAUCCUGAUCCUGAAAUAUCGCCUAAGUUAUUUUAGAAAAUAUUUACAAAAAGUAAAAUUAUCGUAGAAUUAAAUAAUUAAAAAAUA